This is a messenger RNA of Trichoderma virens Gv29-8, 1516 nucleotides long. RefSeq lists its product as uncharacterized. The record is from RefSeq and is a predicted model, not a curated record. Lineage: Eukaryota; Fungi; Ascomycota; Sordariomycetes; Hypocreales; Hypocreaceae. Gene Ontology annotation, molecular function: phosphatidylserine decarboxylase activity. Gene Ontology annotation, biological process: phosphatidylethanolamine biosynthetic process. Gene Ontology annotation, cellular component: mitochondrion. Bases 84 to 1427 code for a protein of 447 amino acids. The transcript has 5 exons.
CGUUAAAAAGGUAGCUAAAGAAGUGCAGAGACUACUUUGCUGUAUUAUUGUCUUAUUCCAACAAGUCACCUCUCUCGUUAACAAUGGUUUGGCAACACGGUGACCACCACGAUAUUCCGCGUCAGUGGCGUGUCCACAAGCCGGGCGCAUGGCUACCAGCUGAUCAUCGUGUCCAUCGCGAGUAUCUUCGUCGUGUGACAGAGCAUGUCGAUAAACACCCCGACGAAAAGCUGACUCCAGCGCUGCAAGAGUUCAAAGAGUUGAUAGAGGGGAACUCAAGAGUAUAUAUGUACUUUAACCAAAUGUUUGAGGAAAUACCAAACAAAAGGCCAUACUGGCGCGACCCAACCGGUACUAAGCAGAUCCGCGACUACCGCCAUAUGCUUCAGGUCCUCAAUCACAUUGUCUCGAGGGCUCCAGAAUGGACAGAUGCAGCUGAAAGUGCUGGCGUGGUGGGUGUGCCCUUCUGUGCAAUCCUUGAUUAUCCCAUGGGUACGCCAAGUGGCCACGCCGCAUUCCUAGACCCCGACGUGAAUAAAGCGAUCAAAAAAGUCUUAAACGAGUGGGGGAAAUUCUUAGAGACUCCAAAAUCAGCAGAGGUUUUAGGAGAACACAAGCAAGGCUGGUUCGGCGAAACAGGCCGUAACGAUGUUAUGCAGGUUGCCAAUGCCCCAUACAAGUCAUCUCUGAAGUUUGAAGAAAUGUUUAUAUGUGAUCCAUCCGCCAAAUAUCACGGCUACAAGUCCUGGGAUGACUUCUUCACUCGUAAGGUUCAUGAUAAGGCAAGGCCAGUUGCCUGUCCAGACGACGAUAAUGUCAUUGCCAAUGCGUGUGAAUCCAAGGUGUUCAACAUUCAGCGGGGUGCUCAAUUGCGGGAUCGGUUUUUCGCCAAAGGCCAGCCCUACUCGGUACUUGAUAUGCUAGCUCACGAUCCACUGGCUCAGCAUUUUGCCGGUGCGACAGUUUACCAGGCGUUUCUAUCGGCUCUGUCUUACCACCGUUGGCAUUCCCCAGUUUCAGGAACUAUUCGACGCGCUUUUGUCCAGGAUGGCACGUACUUUAGCGAGCCUCUCUUUGAAGGUGUGGGCGAUCCCACGGUUCAUGAAAUUGAUACUGGUGGCAUUUCGGUUGGUCAAGGCUACCUCUCCGCGCUAGCAACUCGAGGCAUCAUCUUCAUUGAGGCAGAUAAUCCUGCAAUCGGUUUGAUGGCGUUUAUUGCUAUUGGCAUGGAUGAAGUUAGCUCCGUCGACAUCACUGUAAAAGAAGGGCAACAUGUCGAAAAGGGUGAACAAACGGGCAUGUUUCAUUUUGGUGGAUCAACACAUUGUCUGCUAUUUCGUAAGGGAGUUCAGCUGUCGGAUUUUCCCGAAGUCGGGAGACAGGAAAAUAUCCCCGUUCGCGGUAAACUCGCUGUUGUCACGCCCUGAAAGUCGCGUAAUUAGUGUAUGAGUUCACUAUUGUUCUACGACGGACAUAUUGUUCUACAGGGAAUAAUUAUAAGACCCCAUUGGAAAAG